Nasonia vitripennis (jewel wasp) is the source of this 3568-nucleotide messenger RNA. RefSeq names its product jerky protein homolog-like. The record is from RefSeq and is a predicted model, not a curated record. Gene Ontology annotation, cellular component: nucleus. NCBI's taxonomy places the organism in Eukaryota, Metazoa, Arthropoda, Insecta, Hymenoptera, Pteromalidae. Gene Ontology annotation, molecular function: DNA binding. The coding region runs from base 54 to 1097 and encodes 347 amino acids. The transcript is spliced from 3 exons.
AUUAUUAUUAGGUACUAUCAUAACGUCAUGAAGAUUAUGAGUAAGGCAGGAAAAUGCUUAUUUUAGUUGUAGGUUUCAAGCGUGUUUUUGACGAUGAGCAAGAGAUUGCUUUAAAAAAUGAAAUUGAAAAUAUGGAGAAGUGCAUGAUGGGAUUAACAUCAUAUGAUGUCAGAAAACUGGCGUUUGAUUUUGCUGAAAAAUUAAGAAUUCCUCAUAACUUUAACCGUACAGAAGGGCUUGCUGGCAAGGACUGGGUGCAUAACUUUCUAAAACGCCAUGACUUAUCUUUUAGAAAAGCUGAGCAUACGUCAGCCGCCAGGGCUCAUGGCUUUAAUCAAGAAGCAGUAAAAGAAUUUUACACGCUAUUAAAAAAACUAUUAGAUGAACAGAACUUUGCUCCUGAAAAAAUCUUCAAUGUGGAUGAAACAAGUGUAUCCGUAGUGCCAAAGUCAUCACCCAAGGUAAUUGCCCGAAGAGGACGUCGACAAGUCGGAGGCUUGACUGCAGCUGAGCGAGGUGAGACAGUGACAGCGGAAGUAUGCAUGUCAGCAGCAGGAAUGUUUAUGCCACUAUUGCUAAUCUUUCCUCGAGUGAAAGUCAAUCAGGAGUUCUUGAAUGAUGCACCUCCUGGAGCAUGGGCGGAGUUUCACAAGACUGGCUACAUGCAAACGGAGAUCUUUGCAAGAUGGUUCAAGAAAUUCAUUGAAUUUUCACACGCCAAACCAGAAGAUCCUGUGCUUCUUCUUCUUGAUGGGCAUGCAUCGCAUGUAAAGAAUUUGGAAAUUAUAGAGAUGGCAAAAGAACAUGGUGUGAAAAUAUUAUGUUUUCCUCCUCACUGCACGCACAAGAUGCAGCCCCUGGAUGUUGGGUUUAUGGGUCCGUUGAGCAUUACUUUUGGCAAAAAAGUCUCAGCAUUGCAACGACAAAGAAUGCAAAUGACAAUGAGAAAUAUUUUCUCUGUAUUUGGCAAAGCAUUUCUUGAAGCGGCUAAAAUGGACACUGCAGUCAACUCGUUCAAGAGAUGUGGCAUUGUUCCUUUCAAUCCAAACAUCUUUAAGGAAUCUGACUUUGUUACAGCUAAAAAAAUAUCCAUUUAACUCCAGAAGACAACCCUUCGGUUUCAUCCACUCCAAGAAGAGCAGGUAAACGCAAUAAAUUUAUUAAAGAUGUUAAUGAUAAGAUUUGGUAUAAAUUAAUCUUAUACAUUUAAUAUAAAUUUAUUUUAUUAUAUAAUUUUCAGAGUCCAUUGCAACUAUUGCUUCUUAUUCCAGUACGAUUCAAUACUUGAUAAUGCAAGCUAGUCCAAAGGUAUCGCAACCUAGUCAAAAGGUAUCUCAGCCUAGUCAAUUAAAUUCUAAGGAAAGUUCGACUUUUAACAAACAUGACGAGCAAGAGAAAGCAGAAGAGGAAGUUCGGAUUCCCUUAUCUUAUAUUCUACAGGCAAGACCACUCUUUGAUUUUUUGAGUCCAAUCUUUCAGGCCAAUUCAACCGAUGUUCCACAAAAACAUUCAGAUGCUUCUAUUAACAAUGAAAUACCUCAUCAAACACGAGUCGACAACCAGCCUGGGAAUUCUUUCAAUGAUACUGCUCUGAAUGCACCUGAUUUACUUUCAUCGAUUGAGGAUGGAGGUACUUCGAUAGAAUUAAGAGUUACUUCUACACCUACAAGCUCAUCUACGCCAACGGAAACUGCAUCAGUUCAAAAGAAGAAAGGUAGAGUACGUGGUAAAGCAGCUAUCAUCACUGAAGGCUCAUACAAUGAAAAUUUGUUGGCUAAAAGAUCAAAAAUAUUAAAAAAGAAAAACCUGACAAGAAAAGCAGUGCAUCGAAACCCCAGAUUAUAUCAAACGUUGCUUUAGAUCCAAGUCAGCACAUUUAGCCUGCCAAGCGCAAGCUAUCUGCUUCCAAUGCACAAAGAAAAAGGCGUAAUGCACUUACAGAAAUAAACAGUAAAUUACAAAUUCAAUCAGUUCCUGAUUUAGUGACAGCGCAAGAUCAACCUUACCAAAUAUCUCAAAAUGCUGUGGUUUCUUUAGAAGAUGGCACACUCGUAUUGCCUAUGGAUUUUACUGCAGAUUAUUGCAAUAUUGUACCUAUUCCAAACGUAUAAAAUUCAACUUUAAGUGCUAAUUUAACAGACCAAAGUGUACAAAUUUGUUAUAUUUAAAUUUUGUUAAAUGUAAAAAAUUUUGAAAAUUUAAAUAUGUUUGAGGUUUGAAAUAUUAAAUAUAAAAUAAAUUUGAAUUUAUUAACUAAUAAUUACGAAAACAAAUUAUUAAAUACCCUUCAUUUUUUAAAUAAAUGAAAUAUAUAGGUAUUUUGAUUGACAAAAGUUGCGACGCGAUAGCCAACCGUUUCAUGUGACACUCAUGCCCCAUCAGUAUGUCACUGCUGCCCCCUGGUGGGGCACGUAGAGCAGUUUUCAAGAUCUUCAUAUUUGAUUUUUCGUUAAGCAGUUAAACAAUAAAAUGAUUUAAAAACUACCAUAUUUGAUUCCUUACAUACUUUUCUACAUUCUGUAUUUUUUUCAAUGCCUCAGACUUUUUAUAUAUUGCGUAAUUAUUAUUGAAAGUUAGGGUGUCCGUGACGCCCCACCCUCCCCUACGCUAAUGAAUGUAGUGAAAUCAAUUUUAGUGAGAUAUGAUCAGCUGACUAGUGUUUAUUAAAAAAAAAGGUUAGAAAUUUUCAAAAAUAUUAUUUUGCUGCACAUUAGCCGUCCCGUCGUCUUAUAGUUUGUCGAUGAAACAUUCUAAUUUUUAUUAUUAAGGUGUUGUUAAUAAAUGAGGAAUUUGGUGCAAUAAAUAAUAUCACCCAUUGUUCCAGUGGACCCUUCGGGUUAGUGUUGUAACUUUAUUUAAUACUCAUUGUUAGAGAUUACACUUAUAUCCUCGGAUACGCUUAACAUAUGCUCGGGCUCUCUAUAUAGCCAUCUUACGCUCUCGGCGGUCGAGUUGCUUCUCUUACUCUAUACUCAGGCUCUCACUCUACACCUAUAGUUACCGCUACCGGGCGCUAGUCUAUCCUGCUUGCUAUAGUCGCGCACGCAUGUCUGCUUACAUAUUCUCUAUAGUGUAUACGGAUAGUAGCAUGUAAAUUACUCAUAUCUCAACACACCUCCUUUAUUUUUAUGCUACUCAAACUUUAAAUAAAUUUUAAAUUCAUUUUAAAAUUUUCGAAUUUAAUUCUACCCGGAACCUUUGUUAAAAUAUCAGCAAUAUUAUUUUCUGAGUCUACAUUUACAAUUUCAAUUUCUUUCUUUUUGUAGCACUCAUUUACAAAAUGAUAAUGUACUUCAAUGUGCUUCAAGUUUUUCGUCAUAUUACCAAACUUUGCUAUUGCUGUGCUCCUGAGUUAUUCUCGUAUAUUUUUAUUGGAUUUUCUAAAUUUAUACUAAAGUCUUUUAGCAAAUUUUUAACAACUUUGAUUUCACUUACAGUUUCUGAUAAAGCUACGCACUCAGCAGCUGUUGACGACUUUGUCACACUGCCCUGCUUUCGGAGAUUCCAAUAUAUAAGAUUCCUGAGGUGGAUUUCCUAUCGGAUUUAUCUCCUGCCCAAUCAGCAUCAA